AGCAGGCAGUCAGGCUCCGCCUCCCUCCGAGCCCUGACACGCCGACCCGCUGGCGAAGCCCCCUUUUUAAUUGAGGCUGUCAGGCUGAGCCCGGGAUGAAGCGGGCAGGCGGGAGGAGGGCGGGCGCGGGGACUCCAGUCGUGGCGGCUUCGAGCUGAGCCACUCGUCCGGGCAGAUCCGCGGAGGCCGCCUCUUCUUCUCCGGCGCUCGCACCCUCCUCGCCGGGGGAAGGAGAAGAGAGAACCAGCAGAAGCGGAGCGAGAGAGAGGACGGGAUCGCCGAUCGGGCUGGAGCUCCUUGGAUCAUUAAAGCGACCCGGAUUGCUGCUUCCCCUCCAAAUUCAUUAAAAAAUAAUUCCUCUCGUCUUCGGUGGUUUGGGGGGAAGGUUGCAGGGCAUUUUCCUCCCCCUUUCCCGGCCACCCACCCACGGAGAGGGGGUUGUUGUUGUUUUUCCGCGCGCGCCCUUUCUGCUCCCCGCUCCUUCUUCCCCCUCCCUUUUUUAAAAAAUAAUUUUUGCGAUCCUGAUGAAAAACCACAUCUGGGGCAGCAGCAGCAGCGGCGCCGCGCGGACUCCCAUGGCUGCGGCGAUGCCGUGGAAGAGCGCGGAGUGGCUGCAGGAGGAGCUGGAGAGCCGCGGGGGCAGCUCGCUGCUGCUGCUCGACUGCCGGCCCCACGAGCUCUUCGAGUCGUCCCACAUCGAGACCGCCAUCAACUUGGCCAUCCCGAGCCUGAUGCUCCGGCGCCUCAAGAAGGGCAACCUGCCCAUCCGCUCCAUCAUCCCCAACAACGAGGACAAGGAGCGCUUCAUCAAGCGGUGCAAGGCGGACACCGUCCUGCUCUACGACGAGGCCACGGCCGAGUGGCAGCAGCAGCAGGACGGCGGCGGCGGCGGCCCCACCUCGGUCCUCGGCCUCUUGCUGCAAAAACUACGCGACGACGGGUGCAAGGCGUUCUACCUGAAAGGUGGAUUCAACAAAUUUCAGACUGAAUACUCGGAGCAUUGUGAAACCAACCUGGACGCUUCGUCCCCUACCAACUCUCCUCCUGCCUCUGUCCUCGGUCUCGGAGGCCUGAGGAUCAGCUCUGACUGCUCGGACGGGGAGUCUGAUCGAGAGCCUAGCAGUGCCACAGAAUCGGAUGGGAGCCCCAUCCCAAACAAUCAGCCAGCCUUUCCUGUCCAGAUUCUUCCCUAUCUGUAUCUGGGGUGUGCCAAAGAUUCCACCAAUUUGGAUGUAUUGGGCAAGUAUGGCAUCAAGUACAUCCUGAAUGUGACUCCUAACCUUCCCAACAUGUUUGAGCACGACGGAGAAUUCAAGUACAAACAGAUUCCUAUCUCGGAUCACUGGAGUCAGAAUCUCUCCCAGUUCUUUCCCGAGGCCAUUGCUUUCAUAGAUGAGGCCCGUUCUAAGAAGUGUGGCAUUCUUGUUCACUGCCUGGCUGGCAUCAGCAGGUCUGUAACGGUAACUGUCGCCUACUUAAUGCAAAAGCUCAACUUGUCUCUGAAUGACGCCUACGACUUUGUCAAGAGGAAAAAGUCCAAUAUCUCCCCAAACUUUAACUUUAUGGGCCAGCUCCUGGACUUUGAGAGGACUUUGGGACUCAACAGCCCGUGUGACAACUGUUCCCCUGGCGAACAGCUUUACUUUUCCACUCCAACCAAUCACAACUUGUUUCAGCUGAACACGCUGGAGUCCACUUGAAAAGAGAGGUUCUUUGGUGGGGGAGAGAGCUCCCCAGCCCUGAAUUGUGCUUCUCUUGAGCAUUUCAAAUUCCUUGAUGGAAGAAAAAGAAAAUCUUUCGGUCAGCCUUGAAAGAACUGGUUUCUCUAAGUAGAGCUGUCUGAUUGCUGCUUUAUUGAAAAGGCUUGUGCCAUUUACUAGUAUUCUGAUGCUAAUCAAAGUGGGUUCGGAGGAGUUACUUUACCAGAGCUAUUUAAUGAGGGGGCUGGCCUGGCCUAGCGUUCUCAACACAGCUGUUACUGGCAAUAACUGCUUUCCUGUGUGUGUAGAGACUGAUAUAAUGCGCACACCGUACACACACUCUCGUAUAUACACACAUUCACAAACAUACACAUGUACCACACGCACAUGUUAAAAAAAAACGAUCAGUGUGUGUUAGAGUUUGGUGUGGCGAGCAAAGGAGACUUAUGCACUUGGCAACCUUGACCAAUAAGUGUUGGCCUGAGACUGUUGUUUUAAAACCCAGUUUACUUUUUUAAAAAGGAGGUAAUCUUUACUCUUUCUCGGGUUUAAAAACUCUUUUUAAAUAUGUACGUUCCUGACUGUUUGUACAGACAAGGUUGCAAAAACCAGUAUUUUAUUCUGUUCUUGUUUGAUUUCAUGUUUUUUAGAUAAAAGAAAGAGAGAAAAAAAUCAAACGUUUCUAUUGACCAAAUGCAUUUUGCACACAUUGUAAAGCCUUGAUAUAUUCUGGCAUGUUCCUGGGUACCUGGGGGAGGGGGAGGGGGGGAGAGAGAGAGAGACGUCUGUUGCUACUGUUUGUUAGCAACCGGUUGGUUUUCUCAUGACUUGUGAGGGCCCGCGAGUGAUCCUACACCUCUCCACCAUGCCCAGAUUCACAAUCUUCUGCACUGAAUCAGCCAAGGUGACUAAGCGCCAAUGUGCUUUUAAAAAUACCACCUUUGCCAAAAAAAAA
Messenger RNA from Pogona vitticeps (central bearded dragon), 2655 nucleotides. RefSeq names its product dual specificity phosphatase 7 (gene DUSP7). Gene Ontology annotation, cellular component: cytosol; cytoplasm. The record is from RefSeq and is a predicted model, not a curated record. Gene Ontology annotation, molecular function: protein tyrosine/threonine phosphatase activity; MAP kinase tyrosine/serine/threonine phosphatase activity; MAP kinase tyrosine phosphatase activity. Gene Ontology annotation, biological process: negative regulation of MAPK cascade; peptidyl-tyrosine dephosphorylation. Lineage: Eukaryota; Metazoa; Chordata; Lepidosauria; Squamata; Agamidae.